This is a messenger RNA of Nicotiana attenuata, 330 nucleotides long. RefSeq lists its product as uncharacterized. The coding region runs from base 1 to 330 and encodes 109 amino acids. Lineage: Eukaryota; Viridiplantae; Streptophyta; Magnoliopsida; Solanales; Solanaceae. The transcript is spliced from 2 exons. The record is from RefSeq and is a predicted model, not a curated record.
AUGGGAAAGAUGAAACGAGAGGUUCUUUUAUGGAUAGGACGCACAGUGUCUGUAGAAUUACAGCCGAGUAUCAUCUAUGCAUCAAAUGCAAAGACAGUGUGGAACGAGUUCAAAGAGAGGUUUAAUAAAUCUAACCUUACUCGUUUUUACCUUCUAUGGAUACAAAUUGGAUUGCUAAAGCAAGUUGGACUUAAUGAAAGCUAUAGCCAAGUGAGAAACCAGAUAUUGCUGAAAACACCAGUAGUGACUGUAAACCAGGCUUAUGCUUUGGUUAUUCAAGAGGAAAGCCAACGUGAGUUAGGUGUACUGGAAGUGAACAGGGACCCUUGA